Molecule: messenger RNA, 327 nt
Organism: Cordyceps militaris CM01
Lineage: Eukaryota; Fungi; Ascomycota; Sordariomycetes; Hypocreales; Cordycipitaceae
Exons: 1
Coding region: 1-327 (108 amino acids)
Source: RefSeq, a predicted model, not a curated record
AUGCCCCAAUCUGGCCUGCCUGCCGCUUUCAGCUGGACGCUGCUGUUGCAUCUUGAGACAUUCCAUCAUCUUCAUGCCUGCCGUCACCAACACAGCCACAAGUUCUGCAGCACGGAAAUGGACGUUGAAGUUGAACCCGACAUGGGCCCCCGGACCGUGCUGAGGCGCCUGAAAUUUCCUGUUCCUGGUAUUGCUCUUUUCGGCGACUUCUGUACUCUUGUCCUACCUUUGCCCAACACUCUUCAGAUCUGCACUUGUUGGCGAGAAGAAGUUGACUCUUCUCUCCGCUGGUCGCACCUAGGAGCCCGGAGGACCGACCCUUCGUAG